AUUUUGGCAGAUAGGUUCGAUCAAAAUCGUCAUUUGUAGAAUGCACACUGCUGGAUGGAACGCCGCCGCGCGGCGGUGUAAAAAGGUACUACAUUUUCUAUUCAGUCAAACCUCUUUAAAAUACCAAAUAAUUCUGUUUAAUUUAAUUUAUGUAUGUACUAGAUAGUGUUAUGUAUUUUGCUUGUAUCGUAGUACUCAUCUCCGUGUGUGUUAAAAGUACCAACAAGUAAGAGCGCGCUUUGACAACAGCGCCACCCAAAAACGACUACUAUAAUAAAACAAAAAUUAAUAACAUUUAUCACUUCAGUGCUUCAACUACGGACGUUAUUUUAAAGCCAUUAUAUCCAUAAAAUUAAGAAUUAAUUUCUAAAAGAAUACAGUGUAUUACAGUGUAUACAGUGUAUGAAUACUAGUUGGAAACUGACUGUUGCAUUUGCUUCAAAAACUACCUCAUCAAAUCUUACCGAAUAACGAACGUAUUGUUGCAUCAAUGCUUUAAAUUGGGUAACUAUGAUUUCUGGCAAUGUGUAAGUGUAAAAAUCUUGCUUCGCACACGUUAUUAACAUCAAAGUAGGUGAAUCAAACCGGUUCUUUAAAUUCGACUUCACUACGUUUCCUUCGCAAGAGUUUUACGCUACAUUUGAUCACUUCUGUGUAACCUUGGCGAAGAACCAACAACCUACAACAGCGAACAGCGUAUUUUUAUUCAUUGUUUGUUUCAUCAAAAUGAAAUCCAGCACAGUAGUACUUCAUGAAUUCCAUACUUUCGAUGGAAUUGGGAUUGAAGACCGUGACCUACAGGACCUUGAGGAAGACAUGGUCGAAGUUAAAGUACACUAUUGUGGAAUUAAUUUUGCGGAUUUCUAUACGAUUCAUAAGUUAGCAAGCGAUCAGCUACCAGCUGUUUUAGGGAUUGAAUGUUCUGGAGUAAUAACAAAUGUUGGGAGCAGCUCGGUUCCUUUCAAAGUAGGAGAUAGGGUUAUUUGUUAUGAUUUCAAGGGUGGAUUACAUCGAUCCAUUGUGCGAAUAAAGCACGAGAAGUGCUACGCGGUACCGGAAAACAUUGAUCUAAAAACUGCAGCGUCGAUUUUCGUAAAUUACCUAACCGCUUGGUGUGCGCUCUUCUCUCUUGGAAACAUAAAAGAUGGCGAGUCCGUCUUUGUCUCAUCAUGUGGAGGAGGUGUUGGUUUGGCCAUAAUAGAACUUGUAAAGUCAAAGAAAGAUGUUACGAUUUACGGCACUGCAUCGUCUGCAAAACGAAACUUUCUUGAAAGCAAAGGAGUGCAUUUCGUCGAGUACUCUGAAGUUGCCGCUCUAGAAGAAAAUUUUGAUUUGAUCAUCGAAUCAAUGAAUACUGAAACCAGAAAAGUCCUAACAACAAAAUUAAACCCAUUCGGACGAGUUGUUAUCAUUGGUGCUAAAGGUAUGAUCCCCGGAUCCAAUGCAGCGGAAACAAGCGCUGACCCGAACAUUAACCCAGUGGAUUUAAUUUACGGAAACACUGCGAUUGCCGGCUUGCACAUUGGACUCCUGGCCGACAAUUAUCCCCAAUUAACACGCAUUGCCCUGAACUCGAUAUUUACUCAACUAACGCCCGAAAAUCUUGAAAUUAAAAUUUACCCUUUCAACGACGCCAAACGCGCCUAUAAAGAGUUGGCCAACCGCACCAACAUCGGCAAAAUAAUCUUGCAAAUUUGAGUGCAUGUGUAAACUAUUAAACUAUUAAAUUGUUAAUUUACCAUUGUGUGCGUCAGAAAGACACAAACAGUGAUGUGACAUUUUCAAAUCGAUCCACUGUGUCCGUUGCAAAAAUAUGAUACAAAUAUAAACUAAAUCAUAA
This is a messenger RNA of Dalotia coriaria, 1840 nucleotides long. Its product is annotated as synaptic vesicle membrane protein VAT-1 homolog. The transcript is spliced from 5 exons. Lineage: Eukaryota; Metazoa; Arthropoda; Insecta; Coleoptera; Staphylinidae. The record is from RefSeq and is a predicted model, not a curated record. Gene Ontology annotation, molecular function: oxidoreductase activity. Bases 727 to 1698 code for a protein of 323 amino acids.